UUUUCUAAAGAGUUGGUAUUGCACUUGUUUUAGGACGGAAAUUCAAAUGCCUCUUCCGGAAAGUCGUUUGUGAUAAGAGCUGAUCAGUGCGUUGCUUUGUAACUUCUGUAUCUUUAUUUUUCUCUCGUUUAUAUAUUAUGUUUUAUGACUGGAAUGGUAACGAAUUUAUUGGUCUGUUUUCCUUUCGUUUAUUUUUCAUCAUGUAACAAAACAUGACAAACUGAACGUACCUUGUCAGACGGAGGAAUUUUCAUGAGAAUUCAAACUGUGAGUUCGUUUGUGUUGGACAGUUCCUGAGGAGUUUGUGUUGGACAAUGAUCCUGAGCGAGUUUCGUUGAUAGAUUUUCUUUUGUAAAUCAUCUGUAUUUCAGGGCGUUGCUGAUUGUGUUAGGUGUAGACAUUAAUUUUUCCUUGAUUGUGUCAGAAGAAUCCGAGGACGACUUGAAGUGACUUGAAAUAUCUUUUUUAAUUGGAAGCUGGGAUUGAAGCUGAGCCCGACGGUCCAUGAUCGACUUAUCUGCCCACUCGAUCCAUCAUCGAGGCACACGAAAAAACCUUGCAGAUCGGCUGUUGUCUCAUCGUCAAAAUAAUACCGAGGAGAAGUUUCGUCUUGACUUCAAUUGAGGGCAUAUUUGCAAAAGAGUCAUGGAAACCAAAAAAGAUUGCAAAUUACCCGCUAGCACCAGCGAGAGGAAGAAGCCUGAACUCAAUCCACCACUUCUAAAGAAAUGUGAUUCGUCAAAAUCCUCGCAGAGCCGGAAAUGGUACCGACAAGCUGAACAUAGGGUUUUUGUGAAUCGUAGUUUACAUUUGGAAAAUAUCAAGUUCUAUGGAUUUGAUAUGGAUUAUACCUUGGCCGAAUAUAAAUCCCCACAAUAUGAACGCCUGGGCUUCAAUCUGGUAAAGGAACGAUUGGUUUCUUUGGGGUACCCCGUAGAAAUCAGAGAAUUUGUUUAUGAUCCUUCUUUUCCUGUAAGAGGUCUCUGGUUUGAUUCUCUAUAUGGAAAUCUUUUGAAAGUUGAUGCUUACGGAAAUAUAUUGGUAUGCGUUCAUGGGUUUGAAUUUUUGAAGCAGUCACAAGUCUAUGAAUUAUAUCCUAAUAAAUUUCUCCAAUUGGAUGAAUCUCGAGUGUAUGUGUUAAACACUCUUUUUAACCUGCCAGAGACCUAUUUGUUAGCAUGUCUUGUUGACUUCUUCACAAAUUCACCACAAUAUACCAGGGAGAAAACAGGUGUGAAAGGAGGUGAUUUAUUUAUGUCCUUCAGAUCUAUUUUCCAAGACGUUCGAAAUGCUGUCGACUGGGUUCACAUUCAGCCUGAUGAACCUCAUCGUGACUGGAAAACCUAUUUUGAUAUAAUUGUUGUUGAUGCUAGAAAGCCAUUAUUUUUUGGUGAAGGUACUAUUUUACGGCAAGUUGAUACAUCCACAGGUGCUCUGAGAGUUGGAACUCAUAUGGGACCUCUACAAAGGUCAUGCGAUGUCUUCACAGAACUCAUUGGUGCUAAAGGAAAGGAUGUUCUUUAUAUUGGUGAUCAUAUAUAUGGAGACAUUUUGAAGUCUAAGAAAAUACGUGGAUGGAGGACAUUCUUAAUCAUACCUGAAUUGAUUCAGGAACUUCAUGUGUGGACGGAUAAAUGCUCACUAUUUUCAGAAUUGCAGGCUUUAGAUGUUAAACUUGGAGAUUUAUAUAAGAAUUUGGAUAGCAGCACCAAAGAGAAGCCAGAUAUUUCAACUUUGAGAGAUGAUAUAAGGGAUGUAACUCACAAAAUGGAUAUGUCUUAUGGUUUGAUGGGCAGUCUGUUUCGAAGUGGCUCUCGUCAGACAUUCUUCUCCUCCCAGGUUGUUCGUUAUGCGGAUUUGUAUGCUGCAACAUUUCUUAAUCUCAUUUACUAUCCCUUUUGUUACAUGUUUCGUGCACCAUCUAUGUUGAUGCCUCAUGAAUCGACUGUUGCUCAUGAACAAAGAUUUGUUAUGGAUAGCCCAAUGAUAUCUCGAUCCAGAACAUUCACUAGCAUUGAUGAUGAGGAAUGUGUUGCUGAAAAUCCGAAGGUCUUAGAAAGGUCACCAAGUCAGAUACCUCAUGCUCGCCCAGAAACACCCAGGUGUGUCACCCACAAUCACGAUGAAGAUUACACUGAUGAAGAAUCUGAUGGAAAAGUAAAUGAAGACAGGGUAAGCAGCAAAGUGAAUCAUGAAAGAGAAGAUUUACAGAGAAGUGAAAGUAGUGAAUCAUGCAAUUCCAAUGGU
This is a messenger RNA of Gryllus bimaculatus (two-spotted cricket), 2247 nucleotides long. The record is from the annotation of a GenBank genome assembly. NCBI's taxonomy places the organism in Eukaryota, Metazoa, Arthropoda, Insecta, Orthoptera, Gryllidae.